Molecule: messenger RNA, 2280 nt
Organism: Bipolaris victoriae FI3
Lineage: Eukaryota; Fungi; Ascomycota; Dothideomycetes; Pleosporales; Pleosporaceae
Exons: 2
Coding region: 1-2280 (759 amino acids)
Source: RefSeq, a predicted model, not a curated record
AUGGCCCAUCCAAUGCCUAUACCACAACAAACUCAAUACCCGGGUCCGAUGCCUCAACAUCAUCAAAAUAUUGGGCAACAGCGACAUGCCUCAAGCGGACAACACCAGAGCUUUGGGCAAAAUUCUCCAAGAGAGACUGAAGAUUUUCCCUUAGAUUCCAUCCAAGCCCCUCUUCUCGUAUCAUUCAUCUUAGAGCGGCCCAGGAACGACAUCAGCUGGGAAGAUGUUGUCCCCGAGCAACAACACGUCAGAGCUCAUGACCUCAAAAAGGAGGUACUGAAGUUCCGACGUAACUACAACAACGUCAAAAAGGCUUUGGACGAAAUAUCCUCUCCAAACUGUCGCAGAAUCAUCAAUGAACUGGUCGAAGAGCAGAAUGUUGUCCUGACCAAACACAACCCGACCAUGGAGUACAGGAUCGUGAGUCUGAUAAAGAAGUUUCGAGAACGCGCCUCUUUGACGCGCCGCGAGAGAUACCUGGCACGUGUGGACAUAAUCUUGGAAGCAGAAGACUCUGGCCUCCAAGGUACAAAGACGGGAUUCCAGGGUCGAGUCAACAAUCAAAGCCAGAAUAUGCCAGCACCACAACAGAUGCCUCAGCAGCGACCUCAACCUCAUGGCCCGCAUAACGUGCCGCCUCCUCCACACCCUGAGCUAACGCGUGGUCAGCCUCCUCCUCUUCAUGUUGUUAAUCCAGGCAACAUUCAUAUGCCGAUGCCCACUCCCCAUGUACCGCCUCCAUUUCCACCUCAACCACAUCUAAGUGGAGGUAUGAACGGGCAAACUCCAGUAGCUGGCCCACCUGCGCCGCCGCCACCGCCGCCACCACCACCUAAUGGAGGGGCCCAUCCAGUUAUGUCGGGACCUCGCGGGCACCCACCACCAAUUCAGUCACCCUUACCGCAGGGUCUAUCAGGCAUGCCCGGCAGUUACCCCGAGGCUAUACCAAUGUCAGUACCAAGGCACGUACCAGGUCGUAGGCCAGGCCCGGUCAACCAGACAAUGGACCCCGAGUUGCCUAGGAGCCAGCAAACCAAGCACAGGAGCCACAUGGAUACAUCUAGUUUAUACUCAGAGGGUGAAGUUAGUUGGGAAGAUGAGUCGGAGGGUUCUAGCUUCGUCGACAUCGACAGCGACAUGCAUAGGGAAAUGCAUCCGCGCGAACCCGAACGCGGACGACAUGCUAAGGGGUCAAGAAACAAUCCGAGACAUCGUAUGCAUAGUAGAAGCAAGCGGCAAAGUCGAAGUCGCAGCCGGAGUCACCUACGCAGAGGCAUUCACCAGCAAAAUGCACGGCAACCAAUGCGGAGACAUCGGCCCAGUAGUGAUAUUGACGAAGGAUACACUGGCAGACGUACCCCAGACACACCAGGUUCGAGUUCUCCUCAACCUUUACGUGCGAAGCUCUCUAGUCAAGCGCCAGCGAACAUUCACAUCCACAUGAACACAAACAACACUGCAGAUGACAGAACACGCAGCGGCAACGCCUCGCCCACCAGCCUCUACAGUGAGAAGAGGAUGCCAGAGAAAGUUUACAAUUCACACGACGAUAUGUCCGAUGCAUCAUGGGAUCGCGCAAGCGGUACUGGUUCCUGGCACACCUCGUCUGUCCACACGGCCGAGGAUAACAUGUGGGACGCACCUUCUCGGCCUCAGCCUACAAAGCGUGAGCACAGCCAGCGCAAGCCGACUUUUGCAGCGCGCCCAAACGACGCCUUUGAUCCCCAGCGUCGAAGCCCCAACCCCAACACUGCCGAUCUGCGCUCCGCACAGAGACCCAGAUACCUCAGGGAACCAAGCAACGAGCACAUGCCCACUCGCUCAUCCAUGCGAGAGCCCAUGCGAGAGCAAGAGCGGGACCGCGAGUACCCAUCUUACCCCGACGACCAACACCCCUACCCUCCCCGUCCGCAUCUCCCGCACCGCCGCCCCACCCCAGCACUGCCCCGUACCCAACACACCAACAACCCCUUUGCUUCACCCUUCCCUCCUGCCCCUCCUAAGCCCGCCCGCACCGCCUCUUACAAUCCAGAUGUAUAUGAUCAUGCGUACUCGCCGGCCCAGCCGCGUAGGAGACAGACAGAAGCUGCACUGCACGAUGAGCAGAUCAAUCUACGUGACUUGCGCGAUGCGCUGGAGUGGGCGCGCGAGAAGAAUAAAGAGAAGGAGAGUAUGCAGUCGGUGAGGUAUGGAGAUGAUGUCUCGCGCAGGAGGAGAAGGGAUUCUACCAUGGAUUAUGAUGAUGAGUGGGAUUUUGAGAGAAGUGGUGGUGGGUACUAA